GUUUAGGCUAUUCGAGGGAUUCCCCGAUGCGACAUUAGCACACCUCACCUCGCCUCAGCUGAAAGCAUGUAUGCAUGCAUGCAAAGCACACCUUUUUCUUAUUAAUAGCAGUUUUUCUUUUUUUUUCCUUUCUCAUUUUUCAGCUGCAAAGUUCCAUUCGUCCCAUCCACGUCCUCGGUAUCCUCUACUAUUUCUACCCUUGUAAAGUACGUAUUUUAUCUUACGUAUCCGUUUAGGGUAUCUCGAAACGGGCGUAAGAAGGUUUAGAUCUUCAGGGACGCGCUGAUUGUGGUUGGCUGAAAAUCCGAUCAAUCGACGGAUUCGGAAAGUCUGAUGAGUAAGCUAAUUUAGUGGCGGACUUUUUUUUUUUUUCUUGCUUCUUAUUAAUGUUUACUUUUUUUCUUUUUCCUGCUGUACAAAGGGGUGCAAUUACAUAGGGGGUAAGAUCUUAUAUCACAUGCAUUUAGCUUCAUGUUAGAUCAGCCAGCCAUCUUAUUCUGAAUAAUUGAUAGCUCAC
Messenger RNA from Hypoxylon trugodes, 517 nucleotides. RefSeq lists its product as uncharacterized. The record is from RefSeq and is a predicted model, not a curated record. The transcript has a single exon. Lineage: Eukaryota; Fungi; Ascomycota; Sordariomycetes; Xylariales; Hypoxylaceae. Bases 75 to 236 code for a protein of 53 amino acids.